AAGGAUAUGAUUCAGAUGCUAAAGUUUCUCUUACCAAAGUUGUAGAUGCUGAAGUUAUAGAUACCGAAUUGCAAUUAACAGAUAUUUCGGAUGAUACAAGUAUACCACCUUUUGUAAAAAAAAUAAAAGUAGUUGAUGAUAAAUCAGAUAUAACUAUUUCAGAUUAUCAAAAUGAUACAAAUAUACCACCUUUGUAA
Molecule: messenger RNA, 197 nt
Organism: Racocetra persica
Lineage: Eukaryota; Fungi; Glomeromycota; Glomeromycetes; Diversisporales; Gigasporaceae
Source: the annotation of a GenBank genome assembly